This is a messenger RNA of Babjeviella inositovora NRRL Y-12698, 2474 nucleotides long. RefSeq names its product Nan1p (gene NAN1). Lineage: Eukaryota; Fungi; Ascomycota; Pichiomycetes; Serinales. The record is from RefSeq and is a predicted model, not a curated record. Gene Ontology annotation, cellular component: nucleolus. The transcript has a single exon. Gene Ontology annotation, biological process: positive regulation of rRNA processing; positive regulation of transcription by RNA polymerase I. The annotation marks the transcript as partial. Gene Ontology annotation, molecular function: RNA binding; protein binding.
GCUACUUUAUCCCCACUAAGAACUACCAUCAACAUGCCUGAGAACGACUGGAAGGUAUCCUUGCAUACGGGUGGUAGACCUUUACCCCAUGCUGCGGUGUUUUCGCCGGACAGCCACCACUAUCUCGUGCUUUUCUCGCACCAGCUUCGCGUCUACUACAUCUCCACCCGCCAGUGCAUACGCUCACUCGCCAUUGACUGCGCCGAUGUGGUUGACUUUAGAAUUAGCCCUGCAAACACGGGUCACUGUUUGCUUUUCCAUGCCUCUGGUACCAUUUCCAUCGUCAAUUGGAAAGACAAGAAUGCUCCACAGGCCAUUAUCGCCACGACCACCACCGAUUUACCUGUUUUAAGCGUUGUUUCUCUCACCGCUGAAGCUGUGGUUUUAAUCACCGGAAAGAACGGCAAGCACACGCCUCACACUCGCACCUUGGUUCUCUUAGACUUGGAAACCCAACAGCAUGCCGAGCUUGUAGCUAUCAAAAACGUCUUGCGCUUUGCGGUCUCGGCUGACGCCUCCAGAAUCGCCUUUGUCACUAGUACAAAUGAAGUCAUUACUGUGGAUUCUACCGGAAUGAUCCUUGAAACUUCAGCGUUUGCGUUCCGCUCGCCGGUUUCCGCUCUUGCAGUGUCGAACGCCGGCCUUGUGGCGCUCGGGACGGCCAGCGGUGCGAUCCAGGUGCUCCACACGACCCAGCGCUUGUUGAAGUGGCAUAUUGACCGCGUCGCGGCGUUGCGCUUCUCUGCUGACGGCAACUACUUGCUAUCCGGUGGUGCGGAGCGUGUGCUUGUAUUCUGGCAGUUGGAGACCGACAAGACGCAAUUCCUCCCACGGUUGAACGGGAGCAUCGAGGACAUCCAGGUUACCAACGAGUACUACUCGCUUAUGUUGAAUGUGGGUGAAUCGCACCCCGAGCUCGAAUACCUCGUACUCUCGGUCGUGGAUCUUGCGUCGCGGUUAUCCGUUUCCGGGAUCAGGCCAAAUUUUGCCAGUCCCCCGGCAUCUUUGGAAAAACUCAAGAAACGAUUGGGCAAGCAGUCCGCGCCGUUGCUCGACGUUUCCAAGAUCAAAUACGAUUUCACCGCUGCCUUUGAGAUCCAUCCAGUUUCCAAAUUAGCGUACUUCCCAUCUGGUCCCCAGAUCCAGGUCUAUGACAUGUUGAAGAGCGAACAAAGCUUUGUCCAGACGGCUGCAAACACCUCCCAGGCCGGUAAAGUCAGAUCUGAGAACAAGUUGCUUGAUCCUCAGGUGGAGCUCCUCGCGUUCACCCAGUGUGGCACCUGGAUGUGCACAUUCGACCGCCUCCCAACACCCGAAAUUGACAGCCUUAUGUCCCGUGACGAUGUACAGUAUUCCCUCAAGUUCUGGAAGUAUGUUGAUGUCAAGCAUGGCCACUGGGAGCUCUGCACCAAGGUAGUGGCACCACACGGUGCUGCCCCCGUUGCGGCGUUAAUUCCCGCUCCCGCACUGUACCACGGCGGGGUGGCCUUCCUCACUGCUGACAACAAAGGUGGGGUCAGGUUGUGGAGACCACGCGUUCCUAAGGAGAUUUAUCAAAAGGCGGCCGUUGUUACUGCUGGUGAAAAGCUCCAGCAAACCGCGUGGACAUUGCGCAAGACGAAGCCGAGCGGUGUUCUUGUCUCUACUGCUGUUGCCUUGGCCUGGUCCGAAGACGCUUCUUUGAUUGUGUUAGCGCACGAGGCAGCGAUGCUUCCAAUCGACGUCACAACGUUCCGGGACCUCCCGCAGUUGCCGUCCCUCACGGGUUCACGCAUCCGCGGCUUGGAGAUCGUGGACCACCACUUGGUUGCCUUGUCCAAAACAAGACUCGUUGCCUAUGACUUGCUCUCUGCGCAGCAAUCUCCGUUAGUGUGCAAGAUCUCUACCCCAACUGGCGGCCGCAACUUGCUUGCAGUGGACGCCAAGCACCGUUUGGUGGCGGUGGCAGUGAACUACCACACCAAGAGCUUUGACGUGAAGUCGAAGGUCUACGUUUUCAGGCCGGACUCUUUACAGCCGGUCCAUGUUGCUGAGCACGACCAGGCAAUUGCGUCGAUUAGAUAUGUGGCGCGGUCGAACGCAUUUGUUUUCGUGGAUGUCGAUGCACGCAUGGGUUCUCUUAGCUCCGCGUCGGCGACGUUGUUUUCCGCGCUGGAGAUGGCCUCCGCGUCCGCCGCGCAAGACUUUGCCACGGAGAUUUCCGUUUUGCUCCAGUCUGCGCAAGCUACUGCCAACAUCGUUAACGGUGUCGCGCGCAUGGAUAUCGAUGAGGACAUGGCCGUCACGCGCGUCAUCAACGCCAACAGUUUUGAUGCCGCUUUUGAGAACCUCGACGGGGUGUCUAUGGAAAACUUGUUUGACAGGAUCAUUAAGGCGAUCAAUUAAAGGAAGGAGAGAGCAUGGGCCUGUAUCAUAUAUCAUAUCAUACCCAGAUCUGGGUGCAACAUUGUACAUUAAUAGAAACCGAAAUAAAG